GCGGAAAUGGCGGACGUCGACGACAGCGGCCCAGACCCGAAGCGGGCCAAGCUUGAGCAACAGCCUGCACCACAGGCCACAAACACACAAGCAACCAGUGAACCAGUGGACAGCACGGCGCAGCCCGAUGACCAAAAGCAGCAGCGUCGCCGUGGAACCAGAGGAGGGCGCAGACAUCGCAGGCGGCACAAGAAGAAAAAGAAGAAGAAGCACGACCCUCACCAGCUGCUGCCGAAUCGACCGGCCGCUGUGCGUGUACCGUACCAGGAUGCAGAAGGCUACCAGAGGCACCGCGUCGUGUAUCUGUACGGCGGUUUCCCUCGCGACACAACUGCACGUACCGUGCACAAGAAUCGCCCCGUGUUUCCCGGCUUUGCGCCCGGUCAGCUGCACGUGCUCCCGGGCUACAGCACGUACUGCACAGAGGUGAUCACAGACCGCCGCUUCGUGGUGCGCGCCAACCAAUACAAGGCGAUGGACGAACCUUUACCGCCACCAUCGCGCGUUCCGGAGUCCGCCAUGGCAAACAACACCCCGUACUCUGGCAACGAGACCAUCACUGGCACUGCUGCCGUCACAGCAUCGCAUGUAUCGGAUUUCGGGAGCACUGCAGUAGCUACAGGUACCCAUGAACGAGAAAGCGGCAGCGCGGCAGCCACGAUUGAACACACUGGAAUGGGGUUCGCGACAGGAGGUAGCAUGGGUCGAUUUGAUACGAGCGCAGAUGAACAACAGAGCAGCAGCCGCGUCGCCGGUGGUGCAGAUGACGACAGUCAACGACGAAGAGCAGCGAACCACCAUCACCAUGACCCGCACACGUCCACGACGACCACCACGAUGCGAUUGCUAUCGUCGUCGCUAUCAUCGUCGUCACCUGCGCUGGGCGCUGCUGUUGUGGGCCUGUCCGAUACGCUGGUGGAAUCAGAGACAGCCACGCCCAACGUGUCGGCUGCUGCGACCGCGGGCAACACGCGCGCGCACACGAGCGCACGCAGCAGCACGACACCGACGACAGCUGCGACGGGUGGCGGGCCGCUGACACCACCGAUGAUGAUGAUGGCAACAGCAGCGACUACAGCAAGGGCGACAAUGGCACCAGCGCAUCACGGCGCCGCCACCACCACUGGUGCGAUGGCAGCACAGGCCGCUUGCCAGCGUGCACGGAGAGCAAGCGAGGACGAGCGGGAGAUCUCCGCUCGCAUGUCGUCGUACUUUGGACAGGAGAUGGUGGUGGUGUCGUCGGCAUCGUCGUCAGCAGUGGCAUCAGCAGCAGCGGCAACAACGGCGCUAGUGGAGGGGACGUCGCCUGCUGGGGGCGUGUCUCCAAAAUCACACGCCUCGGUGCCAGGCAUACUUGCAGGCAAUACAGCCACAUAUGCGGACGAUCAACCGCAGCAACAACUGCAGCAGCAGGACCAGUCGUGGUACGGAGGGAUGUCUGCGUAUGGGAGUGAUGUGUUUGAUGGUGACUUUGCUGCUGCGAGUGGCAGAGUUGUGGAUGAGCGGUCCUUGGAUGUUGAGCAGUGGCACAUGCACGCAUAUGGAGAUAUGCACGAUGGCGGUGGCGGUGACGUGGGUGACCGCGUACCCACGGGCCGAAACAGCGCUACCACGCAGCAAGAUGCAGGCGAAGGUGAAGACACGCUUCAUCUGUACCAGGACCAACACCAAUACAGACAAGGAAUGGAGCACGCCGGCAAUGGUGAUGAUGACGACGAGCAACACGACGAGCAGGAAUCGCCCCAGCAGCAGCAGCAGCAGCAGCAGCAGCAGCGAAGACGACGGCAGCGGCAGCAGGGACAACAGCGAGGGCGGCGGGGGCGGCGGCGGAAACAGCAAGAGGACCCGUACGUUCGCGUCAGCACGUUUCAAGACACCCGUCUCGCCGCAUUCCCGCCAGAAUGGUUUCGUGGGAAGACGGUGCUUGAUAUUGGGUGCAACACAGGGUACACGACCCUUGAAAUCGCGCAACGGUUUGAGCCGCGCGCCGUCCGGGGGAUCGACCGCGACCCACUCCUCAUCGCCCGCUGCCGCAGGAAAUUGCAGGAGCGCGCAUCGGAGUGUGGCGGGCAGUUCCCGCGUGGUCUCGUGCACGCACACGGCCCGCUCACGGCCUGCCCAACCGACGCCGCCCACACGUGUGUUCGCCCGACCACCGAGACGGAGGCCGUCAAGUCAAAGUUGCUGCAGUUCUUCAGAGACCUUGGCGACGUCCCGGCUGGGGAGGCCGUAGAUGCGCCGCCACCGCCCGCGUUCCCCGAGAACGUCGCGUUUGAGCAGCUCAACAUUGCCGAGGACAUUCUCCUGCCCACCGAUGGCGAUGGUGAUGCAGCGGAGGAUGAGGAUGAACUUGCACAACCCACGCAACCCAUGCUGCGCCCAGCCUUUGACGUCAUACUCUGCUUGAACGUGACCAAGUUUGUGCACCUGUGCUACGGGGACGACGGCAUACGGCGCAUGUUCCGCGCCAUGUACGAGCUCCUCAAGCCCGGCGGCCGCCUCAUCAUCCAGAUACAGCAAUGGGCGGCGUAUCAGAGGGACCGAGAGAAGCUGCCGUUGUACUGGCACAACGCAACACGCAUCUCCCUACGCCCUGCUGCAUUUCCAAAAACGUUGAUGAACAUGGGAUUGCUCCUGGAAGCCCAGCACUCUGUAUUGGAAGGAGUACGCUGUCAUCGGCGGCCCAUGUUUGUAUUCUACAAGCCAUAACAGACCAGGCAAAAGGCGAAGGAGGUGGCAACGGGGGCAAGUGGGAACGAAGAACACUCACAGAGGGAGGAGAGAUGGUUGAUGAUGGUUUGAACGAGGACAUGUCGAGGCUGUCGCUUGCCACACACAAACAACACCACAACACCGACACAGCCUCCAACACGACGAAACGGAUUCGGCCCUGAUGUGGAUAUGUCUACUUCUUGUAAUAAUGCGCAUUGUAAAGUAAAUCUUGUGCGAAACGUA
Molecule: messenger RNA, 2955 nt
Organism: Salpingoeca rosetta
Lineage: Eukaryota; Choanoflagellata; Craspedida; Salpingoecidae
Exons: 12
Coding region: 7-2709 (900 amino acids)
Biological process (GO): snRNA modification
Molecular function (GO): O-methyltransferase activity; snRNA binding; RNA methyltransferase activity
Source: RefSeq, a predicted model, not a curated record